UCUCCCUUUGAAGCUGUCAGAGUAUAAGUAACUUAAGCAUCUCACAUCUGACACAUUCUUCUCAUUUGGUUGCCGAAGUACAGGUGUAAAGCAGUAUCAUCAAAAAGUGGGGCAGAACUUACGCCCAGACCACUACGUGUCUGGAAUGAUGAAGAAGAGGGAAGUGUUGCCCAUUUUAUUUGCCUUAACAGGACUACUGCUUUCAUAUCAAUAUGCAGAGGCGCAGGAGGUAACAUUCAGUUUUGAAAGUAAAAGUACCCAAGUCCAAACAGCCAUUUUUGAUCAUGUUUUCCAAACAUCGUCGGAAUUAGUCAUGAUGGACAACCAAGAGCCAUGCGUCUCAUACGCCGUCAGUCCUGACCAGUACUGUUCAGGAGUACCUGGAAUCCAAGACUUGGACCCCAUUUUGGAAGGUGGCUUGACUGAUGAAAAUGCCUGUGAGAAUACACUGAGGCAGUAUGCAUGUGCGUCGGUGGGCAAGGCUUCCAACAGUACCGUUUUCUCUAUCAUUAAAUGUUACAUCACAAACUCGGAUGCCUUUGUCAGCCAACAAUCCUUCUCCCUCUUCAUCUCCAAACUCAGCCUGGAAACACUGACAGAUGUCUUGUAUCAAAUUGAGGCUCAGAUCCCUGCCAGUUCAAUUACCCCAACUGUCAAGCUCUAUUUGUUGAACGCAGUAUGGGAAAAAAUCCGACAUGAUCCUGAUUGUGCCUGCUCAGUAUUUCCAGGCUCUUGGUUCCAAAGGCUGUCUCCGUUCCUCUCUGCAAUUCACUCUGACAUUUUGAACUGUAUGAUCAGCAUCCCUCUGACCUGCGAUGGCUUCCAGACAGUUGUGGAUUCUUUACACUUGGCUUACCCCACCCUUAGUAACACUACAAGAGAAACCGUUGGACACUGGAUUUCACAGUUCCUUAGGAGAUACACAUGCCCCAAACCAUCAGUCACUGAAUGGAUUAACUCUUACUAUCGGAGCUUUAAGAACAACGUUAACUAUGCAGAUUACAUCAUUGCUUGGCCAAACAUUGAUGUGACUUCAGCUCUUGAUGAGUUGACAGAUUUCCAAGUAGCCCAGUACUGCCUUGAAACCAACCUGUUCAGCAGUCCAGAUAAGUCUGCAACAAUGCUCAACUUUCUUCAAAAGAAGGACAUUUUUUACCUUGUCACCUUCCUGGAUACCAUUUCACAGCUCUCUGUCUCAACAUCCUUAGACAAUGACUUAUUGUUUUCUCUACUGAGGAUAACCUUGAUAACAUUAGAAAGUCCCGAAGCACAGCUAUGCAAACCGAGCUUGAAGGAGAUUUUCCAAGUCAAACUUAAGUUCCUCCUGGCGGCCAUCAAUGAGACUGUCCUAAAUCUCUUUCCUACCAACAUUGACUGUUCCAGUUACCAAGAUGUGUCUCAAGGAUUGGACAAUGCCUACAGCAGCUACUCAGAUGAUGUGAAAUAUGCUGUGUUUAGAUUUAAGCUUAACUAUAUUACAAAGGAAGCCAAUUCAGCAGGAUCAGGAUGCACAUAUGGACUUACCAGUGCUACGUGGCUGACCUAUAAUUUUGGAAGUUUUAGCAGUUAUCUCCCCUUCUCAGAAAUGAUCAAGCUAAACCCUUCUUUUAAUGGAUUUGAGGCUGCUGAUUCUCUGACCAUUAAUCAGACACUGGAUCUGCUCAUAUAUUCCAACAUACUAACACAGGAAGCUCCUGAACAAUAUGCAUUCCGUAUUUCAGCUCUAAUAACCACAUGGAGAACUAAAGGCUAUGACUAUAUUCUACAAUUCCUGACUGAAUUUAGCAGAACUCUACAGCAGUACAACAUACUCGUUAUAAGGAAUGCCGAUGUACGUUGUUUACUUCUGGACGGCUUCUGGCCAAUACUGAGCACUAAGUUCCCCCAAUUUUCCUUUGGGGACUGGGAAACCUGGUUCAGUAUUAAUCUACCCGUCUUUCUGCCAUGCAUCAAGCAAUCUCAACUUUCGCUGCUGACCAUUGGUUUAGUAAAGGACUGCUCAAGCUUCCAAAUCAUCAUUACAGGCUUUAAUGCAGCAUACAGUUAUAUGAGCCCCAACACCAGACAGGAAGUUGCGCUGUGGAUUGGCACAUUCUUGAGCACCACAAAAUGUGACAGCAAGGACUGGUUAGUCGUCAACUGGCAACAGUUUAGGGCAGAGACCAACUUGUCCGUCAUUUUACAGCUCAAUCCAGACUUUAAACCACUUGAUGUCUUAACUGAACUCACUGCAAGUCAAGUUAGUGAGGUGGUCAUAUAUGAGGAAUCAGUUCGCACUGAUGUACAUGUUAUGGAAAGCGUCUUUGAUGUGCUCGUGGAUGUUCCAGCUCAAGAAGUAGUGACAAACCUUGGUUCUUUCUGGGAUACUUUCAAUACCAUUGCAGAAACAAGCCCUAAAUUCACAGUGACAGAAGAAGUAGAAUACACCAUGCUGAACCGUACCACCCUCGAACUGGUAAACUAUUACCCCACAUUCACAGAGGAAGACUAUAAGGUCUGGUUUGUGGAAAGACUGGACUUUGUGCUGCCAACUAUUAAUAAACCCAUCCUUGAAAAGAUUCCUGUUACCAUCAACUGCGCAUCUUAUGAAACUUUAGUUCAUGCUUUUGACAUAAACUUCCCCAAGACAGCGAAUGAUAACAGGAAGGACAUUUACAAUUUCAUUUCAAACUUCAAUGAGCAUGGUGCCGAUUGUGAAACCACAUUAACUUCUAAGGUGUGGAUUCAAAAAACUUUAGCAAGUUUUUCUACCUUGGCCACCUAUGAAGAGAUUAUAUCUUACAAAACUGAUUUCAACCCUUACGAACCUGGAGUGAUCAAUAUUUUGACUACAGACCAAAUUGGAGACAUGAUUGUAAAUUCCAAUACCCUGCAAAGCACAGACAACAGCGUUUUACUAUUCGAUUACCUAAAAACUCGUACGGUUGCCGAGGUCGACGCCUGUAUGACAAGUUUUACGGAGACAGCAACGCAGAAAAAAAUCAACAUUGAAAAUGUGGAGGUCGGAAAUUAUAUACUUUUGAAUUACUUACAAAUUGUGACAUCACAGAUGGAAACCUACACAAGUGUGCAAUUUGUGGAGAUGUUUGAGAAAAGGAUUUACUUCUUCAUCCAGUUCUUCUCUGAGCAAACCCUUAAUCUCAUCCCUAUCCAAGACUGUGACACUCUAAUUUCCAUUGUGGCCAUAUUUGACCGAGUAUAUGAUGUCAUGUCACCAGACACCAGGACAUCCAUCGUAAACUGGAUUGUCAGCAAUCUGAAGAGCACAGCAUUGCAAGGCUGUUACAGGUCCGACCAGCCUCAGGCAGAGUGGGUAGAUGUCACAUGGAAACGUUUCUUCUCAGUUGUACAACUGAAAGAGGUGCUUGACGUCAACCCAAGCUUUGACACAAUUGCAUCCAUCAGUGUUACCACCAUUCCACAGAAAGUUGACUACAUCAUGACCUCAGAUGCUUUGGUUAAUGUGACUACAAUGAGAAUUGUACUGGAAAGUCUAAAGGGUAGCUACGUCCCUCUGAAUUCUAUCUUUGAAUUCCUGUAUUAUUUUAACAUCGCAUUUGAAAAGCUUACAAUUCAGACCAUAUCAUCUGAUGUAAGGCAAGAGGUCAUGGUCUUCCUCUUCAAAAAUAUGGUAUUUAAUUUCAAAUUUAUCACAGAGGAACAGAUGGGAAAUUUUUCCACUAGCUUCCAAUACUUUCUCCCUGGCAUUACUACAGAGGUAUUGGAUCAGAUCCCACUGGACGUCAGCUGCGGUUAUUUUUCUUACCUGUUCUCUGCUUUCAAUGGAGUUUAUAAGUUGCUGGCAAAUGACCUCAGAGCUCAGGUAUUCAACAAAAUUGUUGCUUACUUGGACAACAAAUCUUCCCUCGCCAGCACCUCAGGCUCAGCCUGCAGUAGCUUAUACACCGACAGUAAGACCUACAUGAGUAACAUCUUCUUCAGCUUUUCCCAUUAUGCAACAAUUUCUGAACUGGACAAGUACUACAUUAAUUUCAAUGCGUAUGAUGUUCUGGACAUGUUUUCCGGCAUGCAACUUGGCAACCUGCUAAUGAACAGCACAGCCAUUAGGAAUCAGAUGGAGGCUGUACCCAUUUUGGUUGAGCUGGAAAAACGCAAUAGCUACGAAGAAGUUUCUGCUUUCAUGGAGGAGUGUAAUAGAGUGGCACAAGAGAGGAACAUUGUUGUGCUGCCAGAUGCUAACAUUCAGUAUCUGAUAUACAAAACUGUCUGGAAAGUCGCCUCUGUAAACAUUGAAACGUCUGCAGAUUAUACAGCUUGGUUUGGCUCCAAACUGGACCUUCUGCUACCCAGCAUUUCUGUACAAGAAAUCAACAUCCUUCCUUUGGACAUAGACUGCAACUCCCAAGCUGCCAUGGUUGAGGGCUUUGGUAGUGCAUUCGAUAGACUAUCCGAGGAUCAACGUGUGGCAAUUCAUGCAAGAAUCAAGUCUUAUCUCAGUGAUGUCAAGGCCUCUUCAGCCUCUACUUGUUACUCAGAGGAAAGCAGCAAUAUGUGGAUUGAAAACAACUAUGGACAGUUUAAAGUCUACGCCACCCUGCAGGAGUUCAAAGAUUUAAAUACAAACUUUAGCACGGAAGCUGCAUUGUCUGCAUGUACAGGCACUCAGAUUGCUGAUUUCAUUGCUACUUCAGGAGGUCUGAGGGAUGAAAAGACUGUUGUAACUGUCCUUGAAAACCUGGAUACUACUGAAGAGUUCCGCACAUUCUACACAGAGAUAAACACCCUUGCUCCGAACGACCUGAGGAACAGUCCACAAAUAGAGAUGAUUGUGCAGGACACCUUUCAGACCAUCUCAGUCGAUUUUAAAUCUUUCACAGUGGAGCAAUGGACACAGUGGUUCCAAGUCAUCCUUGUAAAUGUCCUGUUUGCUGUCAAUGAAACAGAAAUUUCAUAUAUUCCAUAUCCUUUGCCUUGCAAUGCUUUCCAGGAGAUAGUUCAAGGUUUUAACAGUGCAGCAGAAUACAUGACGGAGGAAACCAAACAGAUGCUUUAUGAAACAUUAAUCAAAAGGCAAUUCAAAGCCACCAAUGCAGUCUCAGGUGUCGUCUGUGGUGAAAACAUUAAAAGAUCACAGGAAUGGCUGGACAUAAACUUUGGAGGUUUUGCUGCAUUUGCUGACUUCUCGGAUAUCCUAAAAUGGAACACAAAGUUCGCUGCUACGGAAGUCAUUACAACGCUGAGUGUCACCCAACUAGCAGAAGUCGCUCUCCAGAAUGGAAAUAUUAACAAUGAGGAAUUCGCUUGUCAGAUUGUGGGAAGACUCCAGGCGGGACAAAUUAAUGAUGUAUAUUCUUUCUUGGACCAGUUCUACAUAUUUUUCCAGCAGCUGAACAUUGUUCAAAUACCGAAUGCUGAUGUCCAAUGGAAAUUCCUCUCUGGAAGCAUAGACAUAAUCAAGAAUGAGCUGGCCACCUAUUCUACCAGCCAAUGGGAUUUGCUGUUUUCAUCCAGGCUUAAACCUUUUCUCUCCUCCAUGAAUGCUGAUUUGUUAAGCACCCUUCUCAGCUCAGCCAACUGUGACAGCUACUCAAUCAUUGUGAAAUACUUGAAUGGAAUAUAUGAUGUCCUGACACCAACCAUCCGCAGAAGCCUUUAUAACACCCUCUAUGCAUUCCUUAAUGGCAGAUUUACUUCCACAGGAAAUGCUUGUAUGAUAAAUGGUGAGACCAACAAGGACUGGAUCUCAAACUCCUUUGGCAGAUUUAGUGUGUACGCCCCAUAUAAUGACCUUGUUAAGAUCCAAAACGACUUUAAUGGGAUGGAUCUGCUCAGUGACUUGUCUUCUGACCAACUUGCUGGUCUUCUACUCAGUGGAAGUGUCCUCUCUAGUGAUAGCAACAUCAACAGUAUUGCUCUUGUUCUGCAAGGGAUGAGCUUUAGCCAGCUAGACACCUUCCUGAGUAGUCUUCAGUCCAUUGCUGCAACGAACAAUAUUGUGUCCAUUCCUAAUGGCAAGAGUGUUUUACUGGAUGCAGUCUAUGGCACCAUUGCAAAACAAUUUUCCAUCUUCACUAAUGAACAGUACAAAGACUAUUUUGGAUCAAAACUUGGCCUAUUAAUUGGAGGCAUUACUGCAAGCCAAAUUAACCUCAUUCCUAACAGCAUCAACUGCCAAACCUUACAAAACAUAAUAACUGAUUUGAACAACCACCGCAAUGAAUUGUCACCCGCUGCCAAGGAAGCCAUCUACCAAAAAAUAAAGUCUAUACUCUUGGCUCACCAGCAAAGCAACGGCUCACCGUGCAAUGGAGGUGCAGGUGGGAGUGCCGGUUGGCUCCAGAGCAACUUUGCUUCAUUUAGUACCUAUGCGUCCUACAAUGACAUUGUCACGCUUAAACCAGACUUCAUCUUUACGGAUGCCAUACCUUUGCUCACAGCUAACCAGCUUGGGUGGUACACUAUAAAGGGUGAUGCCAUCAGAGACAGCGAUAAAAUUGCAAAGAUCAUGGAUGGAAUUAAUGGGCAGAAUCUUGGCGCAUUCUUGGAUGCCUUAAAUAUGGCAGCUAAACAGAACAAUCUUUCUCAACUGCCAAGUUCAGAAGUCCGAAAGUUCCUUGCUGGUGAGAUCUUCUGCCAACUUGGGCCCCUCUUCUCCAAGUUCACUCUGGACGAUUACAGCAUCUGGUUCACAGACCGGCUGGCAUUUUUCAUUGGCAGUCUGGAUGCAAAAACCCUUGGCUCUAUCCCUACAGACAUUUCCUGUGAUAAACUUGCCCUCCUGGUGGAAGUCUUUACUAACACAUCCUACAUACAGAAUUAUGAAGCCAUAUACAAAUUCCUGAUUUCUGUUCUUCAACAACAGAAACAAAUCUCUGGUGUUGCUUGUACCAGCCGUGACCUGUCCAGUAGAGACUGGCUGCUUAAAUACUUUGGAAAAUUCACUAAAGAAGUACAAUGGGAUCAACUGGUGGUUGUAUCCCCAACAUUUGAUGUUGUCAGUAGUUUGACCCUUCUCAGUGGAUCCGAGGUUGGCAAGGCCAUUGCAUCCACCUCAAUCAUCAACAGUGUUGCGGCCAUUAACACCAUCUACAACAAUAUUGGCUCCGAUAUUGCCUUCCUGGAUAACAUGACUGAAUCGAUUGCAUGCUUUGUACUGAAGCAAACAAAUUCAUUGUCAAACAAUGUGAGAGAUGCAAUCUUGAUGAGAACGCUUGAAGCUCUCUUCAGUGCCCCAGAUACCCUUUCAGUAAGCGAUGCUCAGAGGUGGAUGAAGCAGAUUGGUUUCUUGCUUCCUGGAAUUAAUGGGACAAUGGUGGAAAUGGUUUCCCUGGACAUUAACUGUGAAGUCUACCAAACUUUCAUUGCAGCGCUGGACAACAUAUAUACUAUUCUGACACAACAAAGAAGGACAGAAGUGUAUCAUUUCAUAAAGAGAUACCUGCAGAAUAAAUUUACAGAAAGUGAUGCCCCAUGCUCCUCUGGUUUACAAGACCAGUACAAAUGGCUGCUUUCAAAUAUGGGCCGCUUCUGCGAACAAUCAACCUAUAAUGACACUCUAUUAUAUUAUCCAAAUCUUGAUGAAUUUCGGGUGUUGGAUUUAAUGUCUCCAUCACAACUGGCUGGACUGACGGUGAGGUCGGCGCUUAAUGAUACGUUGCGCUCCACACAGAUUCUGGCUCUAGUCCGAAGAGCUGAGUACAGGAAAAUUGUUGAAUACAUCACACAGUUUAAUGUUGCUGUCAAUGAGGCUAACAUCGGCAUCCUACCCAACGAUAAGAUCCAGGAUGCCAUGCUAUCCUUAUUCCUAGAUAGGCUGAAUCCCUACUUCCAACACUUUCCACCAGAACUCUGGGGUGAAUGGUUUGAAGACUAUUUGCAAUUCCUUCUUCCUCAUAUAAAUGCAGCUCAGAUUUCAUGGCUGGAGACCAAUAUUUCUUGUGAUUCCUAUCAGUCAGUGUUAAGGGGUUUUAACAAGAUCUACGAGAAUCUGCCUUAUUCCACCAAACACAGCCUCUACAAUCUCUAUAUCAAAUCAUUCCUCAAUAAUAAAGCUAUCACUGGAGGGGAAUCGUGCAACUUUACGAGUUUUAUGCAAUGGGUCAAUGAAAACCUGGGAAAUUUUACAUAUCUGGCAACGUUCCACGAUCUGCUUUUAUUUCACAGCAAUUUCAGCAAGGUGAAAUACUCAGGUGCUCUUACAGCAGAAGAACUGGCUGAUUUAACAGUAAUAUCAGAUAGCUUGUGCAGUGACAUAAUGACAAGCAUUGUGUUCCAAAAGGUCAGCAGUUUGGAGUCCUAUGAAGAAAUAAUGAAAUAUUUGGAACGUCUAAAGGAUAAUAUGGGACAGGUUACUGAUCUGACAUCAAAUAUAUCUCAGUGUGUUGAACAAAAACUUCUCAAUCAGCUCAGUGUUCAAACACAGCAGGAUGUACUAAGUAGUAUAUUAUCUGCACAACACGAGAAUAUGGUUGGGCCCAACAUAACAAACUGGCUGCAAGUCUUUACAGUUCUGCUGGAGGAGUUUUCUUCUGCAAUCAACGAAUCUCACAUUUCAGCCCUUCCAAUUAAUAUAUCAUGUGACGGCUUUCAUGAAAUAAUCAAGCUGUUAAAUAACGUCCUUACCAGAAUGAGCAAAAUGGAGGUGGAUUCUGCUUUCAUCUACUGCAAGUCCUAUCUUCUGCAACAGCGCAGCUUGACAGGAUCUGCAUGUGCUUCAGAUACAAUAAGUAGCGCUGAAUGGAUCACGCUGAAUUUCCGUGGAUUUUACACCAGAGCAGCCAUCUCAGACCUCCUAGAUUUGUAUCCAGAUCUUGACAUAGCUGUUCUUUUUGGUAUGUUGACCUCAAAUGAAAUUGCAGAAAUCCUUGUAAAAGAAGAUGUCCUUGCUAAUUACAUGCUUCUGACCAGAGUCUUAAACCUCAUCGGCAUUAAAAACAUUUCUGAAUAUGUGACUGCUUUUACGCUUAAAGCAAAAGAGGUAGGCUUGCCAACUUCUCAGUUAAAGAUGAUAAAGGAGACAUUGCUAUCAACUGUGCUUACAAAACUGAGUUCCAACUUCUCUACUUAUGAAACCCAAGACUGGGAGAUGCUGUUCCAAAAAGAUUUGGUUGAUGUGCUUGCAGAGUUUAACAGAACACUUCUUGAACUUCUGCCUCUUACAAUGAGCUGCUCCUCCUACCAGGAAAUAAUACAAGGAUUUAGUACUGGUUAUCCUUCAAUGACGACAAGGACAAAAGAGGACAUUUACAAUCAUUUUAUUAAACGCUACAUGGUCUACAAUUCUCUUUCCGGAGGUGCUGUUUGUGACACAGCAAAUUUUGGAAGCUGGGUCACUUUUAACUUGGGGAAUUUUAUCCAACAAUCAAGCGCACAAGAUCUCCUUCUGUUUAAUCCAAACUUCACAAAGGCAGAGAACCCACAUGGGAUCCCUCCCACAGAACUGGCAGACAUGACUUUCAUUUUUGAUGUGUUGCAAGACUCAAAUUUAUCCGCCAACAUUUUUAACCAAAUUGAAGGAUUUGAAAAUUCCAAGAUGCUCCUGGAGUAUUUAACAAGAAUACAAAGUUUGACUUGCCAGAGCCCAUUCUCACCCAACAUGUCUUCAUGUGACCAGCCCCUGGGACAGCUGAGCAUCUCCACUCAAACGACCCUGCUAACUACCAUUAUCACAGCGCUGAGUAUGGAGAGAAGUCUGACUAAUAUGUCAACAUGGCUACAAGCUUUCAGCAUUAUUAUUCAGAACUUCUAUUCUGCUUUAAAUGAAACCCAUCUGUCCCAUCUGCCACUCAACAUCUCCUGUGAAGACUACAGAGCAAUAAUUAAGAUACUCAGUGGCAUCUAUUCCAAACUUCAUGAAGCAGAAAAAGGAACCAUUUUCACCUACUGUAAAUCCUACUUAAGCCACCAGCAGAGAAACACAGGGUCUGCUUGUGCCACGGACAUGAAUAAUACAAAUGAAUGGAUUGCUGAAAAUAUUGGACCCUUUUCCGCCAGCGCUACUGUUACUGAACUCCUGGAACUCUAUCCAAAUCUGGAAAUAGAAGCCCUGGUGAAUCACUUGACACCAAAUGAUGUGGCUGUGCUCUUGACCAAAGCUGAUGUCAUUACUAACAACAGUUUACUCUGGGAAAUACUGAGAUUUAUUCAGCCUACAGAUAUAUCGGAAUAUGUCAUCUCUAUAACAACAGCAGCUGAAAAGGUUAACCUGUCUAACAGCCAGUUAUCCAGUGUGAAAGCUACUUUGCUGGAGUCCAUUUUAUUAAGGCUUAACUCCACAUUCUCCAUUUAUAAAGAUGAAGAUUGGAAGAUAUUGUUCCAAAGAGAUUUAAUUUUGCUGCUUCCAACGUUUAAUCCAACACUUCUUGGUCUUCUUCCAAUGAACAUCAGCUGCUACUCCUACCAAGAAAUCAUAAGAGGCUUCAGCAUGGCAUAUGAAUCCCUUUCAGCUGAAACCAGAGAAGACAUUUAUACUGUAUAUUGUAAGGAGUAUCUACAAGAGCAGGCUCAGUCUGCAGUUACUACUUGUGAUAACAAUGCCAACAUUAUGUGGAUUGAAGAAAACCUUGGAAAGUUCAUCUUACAGUCUUCCUUUGAUGAUCUCAUUCAAUUCAACAAAAACUUUAGAAAGGUGGAAAGUCCCGAUUCUCUCAUGGCUGCAGAACUAGCCGACUUCACAUUUUUGGCAAACACUUUAAAAAGCACAGCAGCAACCGCAGCUCUUGUUGAUCAAACUAAGGCGUUUGAUAACUGUGGAGAACUUGUGGAAUAUCUUCUCAGAAUGCAGAGUAUGAAUUGCCCUAACACAAACAAAAGAAACUCUUCAUGUGAUGGGCAACAGGUUAUAAGCCAAUUGAACAUUAUGACCGAGCAAGAAAUAUUUAGCAAUAUAUUUGCCUUACUGAACAAGUUGUGGAACUGCCAGAACACGUCUACUUGGCUGCAGAUUUUCAACCUUUUGCUCAACAGCUUCUCGGUGACACCAAACACUCUGGAGCUUUCCCAGCUGCCAUCAAAUAUUUCCUGUGAACAUUUCCAAGCAAUCAUAAAAGAUCUGAAUGAUAUCUACCAUAAGUUCACUACUGAGGAAACCGAAUUGGUAUACACCUACUGCAACUCCUACCUCACUCAACAAGAGAAAUUUACCGGUUCUGCUUGCGUAGCACCAUUCAGUAGUAGCGAAGACUGGAUCCAGAACAAUUUUGGCUUAUUCUACAUUAGAGGAAACUUAUUUGAGCUCACAGAACUCUAUCCAAAUAUUGACAUUGCUCUUGUACUUGGGAUACUAAAGCCAAGUGAUGCCCCGUUGCUCUUCUCCAAUGCAGAAGUUCUUUUAAACAGCAAUUUGUUCAAAAUAGCUGCCAACUUUGUGGAAAAGGAAGAUAUUCCUGAAUACAUGAACAUAAUUACAGAGACUGCAAAGAAGGCACAUAUGUCUGACUUUGAACUUGAGAUUGUGAAGAAAAUUCUGUUGGAUGCGGUCUUUGUGAAAAUCAGCUCAAACUUCUCCUCUUACAACACAAAUGACUGGACAGUAUUGUUCCAAAGCUAUCUGCUUCCAUUGCUUCCUACUUUCACCCAAGAUCUGCUUUUGGAGCUGCCAAUCAAUCUUACCUGCCUUUCCUACCAGGAAAUUGUUAAAGUGUUUAGCAUGAGCUAUUCAUCACUACCGGCACAAACAAAAGAAUAUUUCUAUAAUUAUAUUAAGCGAUACUUGAGUCAGCGAGUUUAUUCUGAAGCUCCUGUUUGUGGAACUGAAGAUUUGAGAAGUUGGGUUAUUUUCAACAUUGGGAACUUUGUUCCACAAUCAACAACUGAAGACCUCAUCAGCUUUAAUAAGAACUUCACAAAAAUGGAAAACAUUUCAGGGCUAACAGCGACAGAACUAGCAGAUCUUACCGUGGUUGUCGACGCACUGCAGAACUCAACCUUAUCAGCCAUUCUUCUUAGCCGGGUGACAGAAUUUCAUGAUUAUGAAUAUCUCCUUGAAUAUUUAAUGAGGAUUCAAAUGUCUGUUUGCAAAACGACAGAUUCCUCAUCAAACGAAACAUGUGACCAGCUCCAGCCAAUGACUCAGCUGAGUGUCCAUUUUCAGAAGGACAUUUUAACCAACAUCUUCACAGUCCUCAGUCAACAGUGGAGUUUUCUUAAUAUGCCAAAAUGGCUAAAGGUUUUCGACAUUCUUGUGAAAGACUUUCUUGUUGCUUUGAAUGAAUCCCACCUUUCUCAGUUGCCCCUCAGCAUUUCAUGCGGAGAAUACCAAGCAAUAAUUAAGAUUCUGAGUGAAGCCUUCUCCAAACUAAAUGACUUGGAAACAAGAACAGUUUUUACCUACUGUCAAACAUACCUGAGCCAACAACAAGAAAACACAGGAUCUGCAUGUGUUGCUGAUAUCACUGAUACACAAGAAUGGAUCAAUAUAAAUAUGGGGCCUUUUUCCAAAAGUGCCACUAUCUCUGAACUCCUGCUACUUUAUCCACAUCUUGACAUAGGUGGUCUUCUCAAUGCGUUGACUCCAAAUGAUAUACUUGUACUUUUGACCAAACCAGAUGUCAUUUCAAAUACCACCUUGCUGGCAGAAGUUCUUAGUCUUCUUCAUCCAUGGAAUAUUCUAGAAUAUGUGAUGAAUAUUACUACUGAAACAUCAAAGCUCAAUCUCACAUAUGUGCAAAAAAACAAUGUGAAAACAACGCUACUGGAGGCAUGUCUCAAUAAACUGCAGUCUAACUUCUCUGUGUAUAAAGAUGAAAACUGGAGACUACUGUUCCAAACAGAUUUCGUCUUGCUGCUUCCAGAUUUUAACCAUGAUCUUCUUCUGCUCUUGCCAUUAAACAUCUCCUGCUCAUCCUACCAAGAAAUAGUAAAGGCCUUUAGCAAUGUUUAUACAUCUCUACUGGAAGAGACCAAAAAUGAUUUCUACAAAGAUUUUAUCAAGCCCUACAUGGUCCAGCAGUCUUCUCUUACAGGAGUAGCUUGUGACACCUUGGAUUUCAAAAGUUGGGUUAACAUGAACAUUGGCAACUUCAUCCAGCAAUCUCCAUCAGAAGACAUUGUUAUGUUCAACAAAAAUCUAACAAAGGUGGAAAACCCAGCUGAACUCACAGUUACAGAACUGGCCACAUUUACGUUCACUGUGGAUUCGCUGAACAACCAAACCUUAGCCACAAUCCUAUUAAGUAGAAUCAAAGAAUUUAAGAGCUAUGGAGAAAUCCUGGGCUAUUUAACAACAAUACAAAAUUCUAUUUGCCAGUCGAAUGACCCAGCAUCCACCAUGUCAUCAUGUAGCCAACCACUAAGUCAACUGAGCAUCCACACUCAACAAGAGAUUCUUACAAACUGUUUCAUAGUCCUCAAUGAGGAAUGGAUUUCCACCAACAUGACAAUGUGGUUACAAAUUUUUGACAUCCUUGUUGAAGUUUUCCUUCCUGCUUUUGAUGAAACUACUCUCUCUCAGUUACCACUUGAUAUUUCAUGUGGAGAAUACCAAGCAAUAAUAAAGACUCUGAGUGAUGUACACAGCCAAAUUUCUGAAGGCCUGACCAAAUCAGUCAACUCUUACAGCAUAUCCUACCUUACCACACAGCAAAAAUCCACAGGUUCUGCCUGCCUUUCCGGCAUAAAAGAUAGUACAGAGUGGAUUUCAAAGAAUUUUGGGGCAUUUUCCUCAAGCGCAAACGUGUCUGAUUUCAGAGCUUUAUAUCCAGGGUUUGAUGCAGGUAUCCUUCCAGUUGUCCUGACACCAAAUAACAUGGCCGAACUUUUGAUCAAAGCAGACGUUCUCUCUAAUGAAACUCUGAUGAUAUCCAUCUUGAGCCGCAUAGACACAGAAAAUGUAACCGACUAUGUGACCAGCAUUUCAACAGCAGCACAAAAGGAAAAUGUGUCAGAUUUGCAGUUAGCCAUGGUAAAACAGACUCUGUUGGCCGUUGUACUGGACAAAAUCAGUUCCAAAUUCUCAUCUUAUGAAACACAAGAUUGGAAGAUAUUGCUCCAGGAUGACUUGAAUCUUUUGCUUCCCAGCUUUAAUAAAACUCUUCUGCUGCUUCUGCCCACCAACCUCUCCUGCUCUUCCUACCAGGAAAUAGUAAAGGCCUUUAGCAACGUUUAUACAUCUCUACUGGAAGAGACCAAAAAUGAUUUCUACAAAGAUUUUAUCAAGCCAUACAUGGUCCAGCAGUCUUCUCUUACUGGAGUAGCUUGUGACACCUUGGAUUUCAAAAGUUGGGUUAACAUGAACAUUGGCAACUUCAUCCAGCAAUCUCCAUCAGAAGACAUUGUUAUGUUCAACAAAAAUCUAACAAAGGUGGAAAACCCAGCUGAACUCACAGUUACAGAACUGGCCACAUUUACUUUCACUGUGGAUUCGCUGAACAACCAAACCUUAGCCACAAUCCUAUUAAGUAGAAUCAAAGAAUUUAAGAGCUAUGGAGAAAUCCUGGGCUAUUUAACAACAAUACAAAAUUCUGUUUGCCAGUCGAAUGACCCAGCAUCCACCAUGUCAUCAUGUAGCCAACCACUAAGUCAACUGAGCAUCCACACUCAACAGGAGAUUCUUACAAACUGUUUCAUAGUCCUCAAUGAGGAAUGGAUUUCCACCAACAUGACAAUGUGGUUACAAAUUUUUGACAUCCUUGUUGAAGUUUUCCUUCCUGCUUUUGAUGAAACUACUCUCUCUAAGUUACCACUUGAUAUUUCAUGUGGAGAAUACCAAGCAAUAAUAAAGACUCUGAGUGAUAUACACAGCCAAAUUUCUGAAGGCCUGACCAAAUCAGUCAACUCUUACUGCAUAUCCUACCUUACCGCACAGCAAAAAUCCACAGGUUCUGCCUGCCUUUCCGGCAUAAAGGAUAGUACAGAGUGGAUUUCGAAGAAUUUUGGGGCAUUUUCCUCCAGCGCAAACGUGUCUGAUUUCAAAGCUUUAUAUCCAGGGUUUGAUGCAGGUAUCCUUCCUGUUGUCCUGACACCAAAUAACAUGGCCGAACUUUUGAUCAAAGCAGACGUUCUCUCGAAUGAAACUCUGAUGAUAUCCAUCUUGAGCCACAUAGACACAGAAAAUGUAACCGACUAUGUGACCAGCAUUUCAACAGCAGCACAAAAGGAAAAUGUGUCAGAUUUGCAGUUAGCCAUGGUAAAACAGACUCUGUUGGCCGUUGUACUUGACAAAAUCAGUUCCAAAUUCUCAUCUUAUGAAACACAAGAUUGGAAGAUGUUGCUCCAGGAUGACUUGAAUCUCUUACUUCCCAGCUUUAAUAAAACUCUUCUGCUGCUUCUGCCCACCAACCUCUCCUGCUCUUCCUACCAGGAAAUAGUAAAGGCCUUUAGCAAAGUUUAUACAUCUCUACUGGAAGAGAACAAAAAUGAUUUCUACAAAGAUUUUAUCAAGCCAUACAUGGUCCAGCAGUCCUCUCUUACCGGAGUAGCUUGUGACACUGUGGAUUUCAAAAGUUGGGUUAACAUGAACAUUGGCAACUUCAUCCAGCAAUCUCCAUCAGAAGACAUUGUUAUGUUCAACAAAAAUCUAACAAAGGUGGGAACUUGUUAGCCUCUAGGCUCCCCUCUUCUAAAAGGUCCUACCAAAAU
Messenger RNA from Xenopus laevis (African clawed frog), 15537 nucleotides. RefSeq names its product thyroid hormone down-regulated protein (gene 20) L homeolog (gene thdl20.L). Bases 146 to 15499 code for a protein of 5117 amino acids. The transcript has 106 exons. The record is from RefSeq and is a predicted model, not a curated record. Lineage: Eukaryota; Metazoa; Chordata; Amphibia; Anura; Pipidae.